Molecule: messenger RNA, 2163 nt
Organism: Aspergillus caelatus
Lineage: Eukaryota; Fungi; Ascomycota; Eurotiomycetes; Eurotiales; Aspergillaceae
Product: mannosyltransferase complex subunit MNN9
Exons: 6
Coding region: 1-2163 (720 amino acids)
Biological process (GO): protein N-linked glycosylation; cell wall mannoprotein biosynthetic process
Cellular component (GO): mannan polymerase complex
Molecular function (GO): alpha-1,6-mannosyltransferase activity
Source: RefSeq, a predicted model, not a curated record
AUGUCGACAGCGCCAACGCCAUUGGAAACAUCUCCGACACCGUCUAUACCGGAGCAUCAAACAUCGAAGAAAAUGGGCGGUUCCGCCGCAGGGGGUGGAAAUGCACCCCCGAUCACGAGCUCGAAGCGUGACUAUAAGGGCUUUGUUGCUGGGGUAUUCUCUGGUAUCGCGAAGCUGAGUGGUAUAUUCGAUACCGUGAAGGUCCGUCUACAGACGAGUAAAGAUGGGCACUUCAAAGGACCGCUAGACUGCGUGCUACAGACAGUGCGGAAAGAAGGUGUGAGUGGAUUGUACAAGGGAGCAACGCCGCCGCUGGUCGGAUGGAUGGUGAUGGACUCUGUCAUGCUUGGCUCCUUGACGCUGUAUCGCCGAUUGCUCCACGAAAACGUAUUCUCCAGGCCUGAGAUUCGUCGCAUAACGCCCUUUGCCAAAUACCAAGACCUGCACACAUUGCCCAGCUUUGGUCAUGGAAUUGCAGGAAUCAUGGCCGGAACGACAGUCAGUUUCAUUGCCGCGCCUGUCGAGCAUGUCAAAGCGCGGCUGCAGAUUCAGUAUGCAGCUGAUAAAUCGAAGCGCAUGUAUAGUGGGCCGAUCGAUUGCACUCGUAAAAUUCUUCGCACGCAUGGACUCUCCGGCUUAUAUCGUGGCCUGUGCGCCACGAUCUUCUUCCGCUCUUUCUUUUUCUUCUGGUGGGGAUCCUACGAUGUGCUAUCCCGGUUGAUGAGGGAGCGAACGGACCUAUCCACCCCGGCCAUUAACUUCUGGGCCGGUGGUAUCUCAGCGCAGAUCUUCUGGAUCACGUCGUAUCCGUCUGAUGUGGUGAAACAGCGCCUGAUGACGGACCCGAUGGGCGGUGCUCUGGGUGACGGGCAGCGACAGUUCCGGUGGUGGAAAGACGCUGCCGUGGCGGUUUAUCGGGAGCGAGGGUGGAGAGGAUACUGGAGAGGAUUUGUGCCAUGCUUCCUGAGAGCGUUCCCGGCGAAUGCGAUGGCUCUGGUUGCAUUUGAGGGUGCCACGAUGGCCGUCGCACGCCCAAUGCGACGCACAAGUCCCAUCACCUUCUUCCUGGCAGCCUUCCUCGCCUUUGGAUUCCUCUUUUUCCUUCUCUCUCCGUCAUCCUCCGCCGCCACCACCACAACCACCAGAGGAGACACCUCCCAGCAACGCCGCGAAGACGCCGCAGACAAUCCUCUCUCCCCUCCGACAAAACCCUUCCUCAAAUCCCAACCCGUCCGCGAUGACGGCUUCAAAGCUCCUCCACCAGUCGUCCACUACGACCUCAACAAACUCACCACAACCAGCGACUCCGCCGACAAAGGUGAACGAGUCCUCAUCCUCACCCCCUUAGCCCGCUUCUACCAAGAAUUCUGGGACAACCUCGUGCACCUUAACUACCCCCACGAGCUCAUCUCUCUGGGUUUCAUCAUCCCCAACACAAAGGAAGGCUCCGCCGCCGUCUCCGCCCUAGAAUCAGCCAUCAGCAAAACGCAAAACGGGCCCAUCCCCUCCCGCUUCGCCAGCAUCAGCAUUCUCCGCCAGGACUUCGAGCCCCCGCUGCAAUCCCAGGAUGAAAAGGAGCGUCACAAGCUCGAGAACCAGAAGGCUCGUCGCGAGAGCAUGUCCCGCGCCCGCAACAGCCUCCUCUUCACCACCCUCGGUCCGGCAACCUCCUGGGUCCUCUGGCUCGAUGCAGAUAUCGUCGAGACUCCGGCAACGCUCAUCCAGGAUCUGACGGGUCAUAAUUACCCGGUCAUCGUCCCGAACUGCUACCAGCGGUACUACAAUAACGACCACAAGCAGAUGGAGGUCCGGCCGUAUGAUUUCAAUUCGUGGAUCGAUAGCUCCAACGCCCAGUCGUUGGCGGAGAGUAUGGGUCCCGAUGACAUUCUGCUGGAGGGGUAUGCCGAGAUGCCCACGUAUCGAACACUCAUGGCCUAUCUGGCUGAUACGGAGAACCCCAACCCGAGACGUGUGAUCGAGCUUGAUGGUGUCGGUGGCACGGCGUUAAUGGUUAAGGCCGAUGUGCAUCGCGACGGCGCCAUGUUCCCGGCUUUUCCGUUCUAUCAUCUCGUUGAGACGGAGGGGUUCGCGAAGAUGGCUAAGAGAUUAGGGUAUCAGGUCUUUGGGCUGCCGGAUUAUUUUGUAUAUCACUACAAUGAGUGA